UGACUUGCCCAUGACUCCCCCUGAAUCGCCCGUCAGGCAGUCCAUCGUCGCAGCUGAACAGAACGAUGCCAUGGACGUCAUAUCCGAGCCAGACAUGCUUCCAUCGUCCGCCUUUGGUCGAGAGGGUGGCAUGUCUGAUAAAAUUUCUUGUAACGAACAGUCGUCAUGGUGGGAACAAGGCGAGAAACCGGUCUUUGGAAGCGGGAGCACGCUAUCCGGAUCUUAUUCGACAAAACCCAAGAAACAUGCUCGAUCAAGUAGUAGCGGUUACUUUUGGACCAAGAAAGAAAACGAUGGAGAGCGAAAGAGUGUGCUCG
This is a messenger RNA of Paraglomus occultum, 317 nucleotides long. Lineage: Eukaryota; Fungi; Glomeromycota; Glomeromycetes; Paraglomerales; Paraglomeraceae. The record is from the annotation of a GenBank genome assembly.